This is a messenger RNA of Cooperia oncophora, 450 nucleotides long. Lineage: Eukaryota; Metazoa; Nematoda; Chromadorea; Rhabditida; Trichostrongylidae. The record is from the annotation of a GenBank genome assembly.
AUGAUAAAGUCUUGCCCUCUAAUCGAAUUCAAUGGCAUUCCCACAAACUGUCAUAUUAAAGAGCAAGGAGUUCUCCGUGGGCUUCCCUCCGCUGGUCUCUUCAGUUUAUUGGCGUCUUUCUGUCCUUCAGAAGACAACCAGCAAAAUGUGAAUGGGUUUCUAGUUUACAACCAAUCUAGACAGUACGAAUUGCUCGAGCUUCUGGAUGCAUUUUCCAAGACCUCAUUCGAGGAAACCCUGGAGAACUCACGAACGGCAGUCAAUAACCUUACGCUUGCGGCAAAUGUCUUUGAUGAUCUACUUCAAUAUGAGAUUAAUGCGACAGCAUGCAACGAGUCAAGUCUCAGCGAUUCCGAACGGGUAAAACACUUGAUAACCUUCGUAUUUUUUCAUUUUUUCUGGGAAAUGGUGGGCAAUUAUGCAGCAGUAGAAAUGAGCAGCUCCCAGUAG